Bactrocera neohumeralis is the source of this 30121-nucleotide messenger RNA. It is a transcript of the gene Strn-Mlck, whose product is annotated as titin. NCBI's taxonomy places the organism in Eukaryota, Metazoa, Arthropoda, Insecta, Diptera, Tephritidae. Gene Ontology annotation, molecular function: ATP binding; protein kinase activity; protein binding. Gene Ontology annotation, biological process: protein phosphorylation. The record is from RefSeq and is a predicted model, not a curated record.
AUACACACACACACAUAUAAUACAAGUAAGCAGAGCGUGUGCGGGAUAUUCGAAGUGAUCGUUUGAGAACAUGUGUAGUCAGUCAGCGACGUCCCGUCCAUAAGUACUUAGGUGCGCUUGAACUGAAAUAACCAAAAACACAUACAUAUUAUAUACUGUACAUGCAAAUACAUACACAUAAAUAUCCUAUAGAGAAUAAGUUUGAAGUAUCGAAGUGUUAAAAUCGUGGCGUCCUUGCAUAGGGUACACGAAUCCGAAUCGAUCUUACCGCCUUCCCGAUGGAGGCCGCGGACAAUGCGUCAGCCGGUCUGCCCGCCGGCCAGAGUGUAAUUACAACAACAGCCGACAAUGCGAUAAACACAACAGAUCCCCAGGGUUUUCCUCUCGAAGGCGCGCAACAACAAAAGCCGCCACCGAAACUUUCAUUUAGCGAAAAUUCGAGUUCGCUAAUACGUUGUGUACCGAACGAAAGAGCGAUAUUCUUCGUGAAAAUCGACUGUGACGAAGAUUCCGACUUGUUGCCAUUACAAUUUGAAUGGAGCCGUGGAGAAUUGCCAAUUGCGAAUUCCGACCGCUUGCGAAUAACACAGACCAGCACCGCUGUACAAUUGGCUGUGGAGCACGUGCAGCGGGAGGACGCCGGUCAUUAUACAUUGAUAGCACGAACGAAAGGUAAUGAUGUUAUUCGCAAAGAUGUGGAGCUCAUUGUCGAGGACAGAUCGACGGGUGAGGAUCCACCCGUAUUUCUACGACGACUGGUUGAUCUGUCGGUGAAAGUGGGAACUCGCACUCGAUUGUUAGUCGAGAUACGUAGUUCCACCGAUGUUAAGCUCACUUGGUACCGAAAUGAUCGACGAAUAUGUGAAAACGAUCGAAUAAAUGAAGUAAACGAGGGCAACUUCCACUAUUUGGAAGUGAGUCCUGUUAUAUUGGAAGAUGGCGGACAGUGGAUGGUGUUAGCUGAAAACUCGGGUGGCCGCAAUUCAUGCAUUGCACAUCUGAAUGUACUUGUGCCCAAAGCUUACAAGGCACCCGAGUUCAUUGAGGAACUACGUGCUGUGCUCACCCAACAAGGCACGGUUUCGCUCGAAUGCAAGGUGAUUGGUGUACCCACACCGCAGUUGCGUUGGUUUAAGGAUUCCAAAGAAAUCAAGGCUGGCGAUGUAUUCGCGCUGACCGCCAAUCUGGAUGACCCCACUUCACUGGGCACAUAUACUUGCGAGGCUGUCAACUGUAUGGGCAAAUCAUAUUCCAGUUCGAAGGUGCAUGUAGUCGGACGUGGCAGUAGGGAGGGAUCGCUCAAACCAGCUGACAGCAUCCCCAACAAUACACCUCCGCCGAUAUUUACGAAUGAGUUGCGCGACAUGAGUGUUCGCAUCGGGGAGCCAAUAAUUCUGGGAUGCCAAGUUGUGGUGCCACCGUGGCCCAAAACAGUGGUAUGGUAUAACAAGAAUGGUCGUAUCGAGUCUGGCGAAAGAUACAAAUUAAUCGAAGACGGAUUAGGAGUCUAUAUGAUCGAAAUCAAACCCUCUGAGAGUUGUGACGAAGGUGAAUGGAAAUGUGUAGUCACAAGCUAUGAAGGUUGUAUGGGCAUUUCAACAUGUAACGUCACAAUGGACAUUCCGAAAAAUUAUCGGAAACCACGUUUCAUGGAGAGUUUGCGUGCUGUACUUACCGAAGAAGGCCUGGUUUCAUUCGAAUGCAAAGUAGUGGGCUUCCCCACGCCCAUACUCAAAUGGUUUAAGGAUGGUCAGGAACUGAAGCCCGGUGACGUUUAUCAACUAACUGGUACCAACUCGCUCGGUACUUACUGCUGUGUGGCUAAAAACUGUAUGGGUGAGAGCAGCAGUGUUGCUGUACUCACCGUUGAGGAUAUACAAAACCAACUUAACGACGAGGAACGGCUGUUGUUUGCAAACCAAAAUCAGCCACCGAAAUUUGUUGUUGGCCUGAAGAGCCAAGAAGCUAAGAUCAAUGAAAGUUUCCAGUUUACAGUAAAUGUUAAGGCUACACCAGAUCCAGUACUAUCUUGGUUCCGUGAUGAACUGCCGAUCGAGAAUAGCGAACGGUAUAAUCAUUAUCGUGGUGAACACGAAAAUUGGCACUUAGACAUAAGAUCUGUAGAAUUUGUCGAUCAAGCGGAAUGGAAGUGUGUUGCAGUGAAUGACUUUGGCACUAGUUUAACAUCUAGUUACUUAAAACUACAGAUACCGCGUCAUUACAAGAAACCACGUUUUCUGGAAUGCCUUAGAGCAGUGCUCACGGAGGAAGGCGCUGUCAAUUUGGAGUGCAAAGUAAUUGGAGUGCCACAACCAGUGCUAAAGUGGUACAAGGAUGGUGUUGAGCUAAAACCUGGAGAUAUACAUCGUAUUAUAUCUGGACAAGACGGAACUUGUUGUUUAGGAACGUACACCUGUGAGGCAAGAAACUGUAUGGGUAUUGUGGCAAGUUCAGCAUCAUUGCUUGGCUUCGAGGAGGCCUAUAAAACUCAAAAGGAAGAGAAAGCUCAAGAAAACGAGUUGCAGCGUAACUUCUCCUUAUCCACUAUACAAGAAGAGCACACGUCUCAACUGUAUGAAACUCCUGUUGGUGACAUAACAAUUGACUCAAAGGGUGAGGUAUCUUUUUCAUUUGAUGGUAAAGAGGUUUCGGUGUCUCUGUAUGAGACACCCGAUUUAACUGAAGAGGAAGCAUUAAAGAUUGUUGAAAUGUAUGCCGAUCAAAUCUCAGAGCAUGUUACCGAACACAAUGUAGUGGAAUUGCCACCGUUGCGUUUUGUCAAAGAGACUUCGCAGUCGGGUAAACUUCUAAUGGAGGCUGUGGUCAUUGAUAUUUCACCAGAAUACUUUUCCCAUGAGGAGGAUAUGCGCACCGAGGCAGGUUUGGAUGAUAUUUCCAUAACGGAGAUAACAGUGCAUGGAUCUUCCGGACAUGAGGAUGAAGUCGAUCGUGAGGCUGAAAAAUAUACCCAACGCAGUUUCGAGAAAAUGGAGGAAGAACUCUCUCUGACUGCACCAAUACGUAAACGUAAGAAAUCACGACCCACAGAAACCACAGAAGAAUUUUACAGUUUGUCCAAAGCAUCUGAUAGCCAAGCUGGCGAUGAAGACACUUCUGAUUUGCAAACGUUUGCUAGCGCCACACAAAUGUCAUCACGCGUCGAUUCCGCUGUGGGACCUGAUGCCGCGCAGGCCGAGGAAAAUAUACAACCACCAAAACGUAAAAAGGGCAAGAAACAAACUGACAGUGAUUCAUCAAAAACAAAUGAAGAUGAUGCAAAAAUGCAAGACAUCUCCGGGGCAGUUGGCGAUGGUUUGAUCACUCUAAAACCAGUAAAAGUCAUUUCCAGUGCAGAGGAGAUUGAACAAAAUUUACGUGCUCUUUUGCCACUGGCCAAACUUUUGAAAACGAUUGAGCAUCACUUGACCGUGGUUGAGAAUGAAGUCGUCGAGCAGGCGACCAUGAUGAUGACUCCAGCUUCUGCUGAGCAGAGUAUCGCUAUUAUUCGCAAUAUUGUUGAUCCAAUAAAACAAGUUCAAAGCAAAUUAAGAGUAUAUUCCGGAGAAACCGCACUUGAUGCGCUCUUUCAAACGAUGGAAGAGGAUAUACGAAAGCUGCAUAGAAGUCUUCAAGUAAUUGAGAAGUGCGUCGAAAUUGAUGAAACUGGUGUCACACUUAUACAACGCACCAGCGUCUGCAUCAUAGACAGCGUAGGCGAUCAGCUAAUUAAGGCUUUGGGGGAAGUGCAGAACAUAGCCAAGUGCUUCGAAUCAACUAGUUUACGUGCACAUAUUGAUUUAACGGCAGAUGACAUUAAACAGGGUCUCGAAAUAACACAAGGCACUAUUAAGUCACAAGCUCUACUACAAGAAGCGCAGGAAUUGGAGGCAGCUAAGCACCUUUCAGAAACGGUGGCCAAAUUACAAGCUAUGCCAGCAGUUGAACCAGUCUCUUUUGCGACUAUUUCGGACGCCAAAUUGCCCAACGAGGCUGAUGCAUUGAAGCUCAUUUGUCUACCCGUUGUAAAUUUACAAGCCGCUUUAGAAAAAGUGGAGAAUGAGUUGAGUCUUGAAGAGAACGAGGAACAAAUUUACAGAAAGGUGCACAAAAAGGUAUUGGAAAAUAUCGUAGAACCAAUCAAGGAACUACAAUCGGUAUUGGAGACAAUAGAACGAAAGACUGAACUGUCCGCUACACAGUCUACAGAACAAAAGGUUAAUAAUGCUAUAUUGGAUAUUGUGACUCCGCCUCUAUUCGAACUCAAUAAGGGGUUGGAGGUUAUACUAAGUCAGUCGUCUGACAAUGUGCAAGCCGGUAUGUUGACUGUUAGCACUGUGGAAUCAAUGGUACCGCCACUGCAGGAAAUACAAAAUGGGUUAGCACAGCUUACUCAGGAUGUGGAACGUGGUCAUUUCAAUGAAGAAGCAGCGCUCGACUCAGCGGACACUCAAAAGCUCCUUCAAACUAUUGCGCAGUCGGUACUGCACUUUGAGACGAAUAUCGAGAGACUUUCAGCACGUUUGUCCCCUAAUGUACAAAAGGGCUUGUUUAGUUUGAAGGAAGAAAUGUCUUCGUUAAUUGGCAAUGUACUCGACGAUAAUAUUACCAAAUACCAUGUGACUCUCUUAGAAAACUUGAAGCGUCCAAUUGACGAGCUUAAUUACUGCAUACGUCAAAUUGAAAGCAAAUCAAUUUCGGGCUCGUUAACUGACUUUAUUGAUCCUUUGCACAGUUUAAGUGAUCGUGUGAAUUUGGGUAAGGAGAUUAUGCAUAUGUCAGGGACGAAGCAGAAUGUUAAAAAUGUAGAUGUCCUGGAGAAAAUGCAGCAAUUAAUUAGAAAUGUGGAAAUUGAUAUUGAAGAACACGAGUUCAAAAUGCUACAACACGAAGUAGAGCUUGACGAGAAACUUGCAGCUGAGCAAGAAAAAUCUUUCAUCUACAUGCGUGAAGCAAUGGAAAUGAAAAUAGCUCAAGACGAAGCAGGACAAAACAUACAAGAGCUUCUACACACACUUACAGAGAUCGAAGCGACACCGGGCUUAGACACUCAAACCCAAAAGGUUUUAUCUCAAUUAGAUCAAAGCCUCACUGGCUUAGUGGCAGAUGUGGAGGUAUUGAAGGAGUCACAGAGCACAAGGGAAGAAAAUGAAGCUGCCACAAAAGUUCUGACUGAUAUUGCUAAACCGCUGCAGACGGUUGCUGAGGUAUUACGCAAUUCACUUACACCAGAGAAAGUACCAAAAAUCCAAUCGGUACCACAAAGUGAAAGUCUGAGCGCAGUUUUGCAAGAAAUAAAAGACGUCGUUGAGAAUAUACCAGACCUAAAUGAGCACCACAUUAAAUUAAAAGCACUGCCAAUUGUACAGUCCGUGAUUGAAAUGGUGCCUGUUCUUCAGUCUAUUACUAAUUUACCACGAGCAAUAACUGCAGUCACCCAAUCAGCAGUCGGUGAGAAGAAGAAAGCAGAACCAGAUGUUGAUAAUAAUGCUGCAAAGAAACCUAAAAUAGACACAAAAACCGAAGUAGACAAAGAAAAAAUAACGGUUCCACCAAAAGUUGAACCAGUAGCAAAGAUUGAGGAUGAAGGCUCGACGCUAGAAGACAUAUCCGCUAUGAAAUCUGCCGCUGAAUCUUUGCCAGCAGACAGUCAGGACUCUGCCGCGGGAGAGGGAACCGAUCACCUUAAAGCGUUCGAGGCGAAUAAGGGCAAAGUGAACACAUUAUUGUCUCAACUCAAAAAUAGCAUUGCAUCAGUAUUAGCGCACUGCGCCGAAGUAGACGUUGCCUCCUUGCAACUAGAAUCUGCGCAAAAGGUUAAAGCAUGUUUGUCAAAAUUAGAAGACGUCAAUGAAUGUAUUGCAGACGUACAUCAACCCAUCAUUGUGGAAACUUUGCACACACACGCUGACAUUAGUAAUCGUAAAACUUUCGCCGAAGCUGUGUGCCAUUUGGAAACAUGUGUGGUGCAAGUCGAGGAGUGUCUUGCCCAACAUGAUUUGCAAGAGCUUAGUGAAAACUCUGUCUCUGAUUUGAAAACAUUGGCUCUACCCUUACAAGAUCUUAAAGAGUGUAUAAAAGUAUUUCAUAAUGAAGAAUUGGAGCAAGUGAUUAGUUUGCCAACAGCGAGCUUAUCGAUGACAAGUGCUCAGGUUUUACAAGACAUAUGUCCCUUUGUGCUUUCUAUAAAAGAGAGUAAUGCACUUGAGACUCUACAGUCAUUGGCUGCAGAUGAGUCUUUAGCACAGUUGCAACAGUUUAUACAACCCAUACAAGAAUUGGAAAAUGCAGUGCUUUCGACAAUUCAUCAAGUGCAUUUGUCUCAAAUUGAAGAUUUCCCAUCUGAGGUGAGUAUUGCAGUACUGGAGAAGUGCGCCAAGCCUAUUUUGGAUAUCAGGGAAGCCUUACUGCAUGUACAAGCUGAAACCCCACAAUCCCCAAUCGAAGAAUGUCCAGCAUUGGAUGUGGUUAGACAAAAAGCCGAUGCCAUAUAUAACCUCCUAGAAUACUGUGAACGUGCUAGUCUUAAUGCAUUGGAAAAUAUAACUGAUAUGUCCACACAGGCCGACGUCUCCGCAUUGAAGUCUUGUGCAGAGCUGAAGUCUGUUGAGAUCGGAUUGGAACAAGCAGCGAAAGUUGCAGAAGAAAGUGUAAAGUAUCUGGACGUCAAGGAAUGUAUUGCGGGUGGCAUCAAACAGAUCCAAGUUUGCUUGACUUCGACUGACACAAAUAAAGAGCCCGAAUUGCAAGAUAUUGGUGAAGUUAUGAAGGAACUUAAAAAUGAAUUGGAAAAUAUGCAAAAUGAGUUGUCCAAACCAACAACACAGCAAAAUACCGUUAAAGUCAAUCAAAGAGUGGCUAAAACUAUGUUUAAACUAAAGGAAUGCCUAGUGCAUACCUAUGAAACGGAUGUAGGAAAGUCUUUGGACGAGAUUGAAAAAACGUUCGAAGAUAUCUUACAAGCACUGCCGACUUUGGAAAUACAUCUGGCACAAGAGAUGUUUACAAAAAUUGAUACAUCCCUGUGCGCAUUUAAAACCACAUGCUUACGCCCAGAUGCUCCAACUGAUUUACAAAAGUUAGUGGACCCUAUAAAUAAUAUUUUGAAGACUGUAAAAUCAAUAAGUGAGUUGAAAUCUAUUGAUAUCGAGAAAUCCUCAUUGAUUGUGGCCAAUCUUCAAACGCAUUUAAUGUCAGCAUUUAGAGUGCUAAACGAAGUCGGUGACUCAUUAAGCGGGCAAGAGCGUGAAGCUGCUUUAAGGGCACAAGACGCUGUGCUUGCCACACAUGAAUUCAUAGUGGACGCCAGUGAACAACUUCGCACAAUUGAGCUCCUUCAGGAAAUCGACAGUUUGACGCCGAAUCUUAGUUCUAUUUACGACAGUAUUGCAUUAGCUAAAGAGCUGAAAAACAAACAAGAGCUACUUGAAGCACUCACUCAACGCGUUUCAUCAGGGAAAGCCUUUCUACAAAGCAUUGAGGAAGGCUUAAAUGCCAAUAAUCCACUCUAUUAUAAAUUAGCGGAGGACAAUGAAAUAGACAUACGCAGUGUAGAAGCAGCUCUUUUGCGUAUAGAAAACGAAAUAAUACCAAAGAUGGAGUUACAAAUUCCAACCCCGGAGGAUAGCGCGCUAGUCGACGUCCUCGGAGUGCAUCUGAAAUCUCUUCAAGACAGUUUCGCUAAACUCAAGACUUUACCUAUUGUUUCGCAGGAUAUUCAUGGCGAUGAUAAACAAAAGAUAUUAUCCGAAACGUCUCUUAUAUCGAAAACACUUUCUGAGGAAGAAAAGCUAUAUGCUGAAUUGCAGCAACGCGAAAGUUCAUUACCCGCGGAUGAGGAUGUUUCCACUUUGGAAGACGUUUCGGCAAUCGAGUCAUUACUUGGCUCUCCGUUGCGCUCUCACGAUGAGCAUAUUCCAUCAUCGUCAGCUGAUGUAGGUAAGGUCGAUGUCUUGUUGUCACAACUCAAAAGUAAUAUCGUCUCAGUGUUAAAAUAUGGCUCCGAGGUUCAGGUUGACUUCCAAGAACUGGAAUCUACAGAACAGGUUAAGGCAAGUUUAUUGAAAUUGGAAAAAAUUCAUGAAUGUUUUGCUGAUGUUGGUCACCCUUCUGUCAUUGAGCCACCUCUCCUAUCCUUCUCCGAAGCUAGUGAUUGCAAAACGUUUGCAGAUGCUGUGUGUAAUUUGGAAGCAUGUGUAGUGCAAGUCGAAGAAUGUAUUGCUCAGAGUUAUCUGCAAGAUUUGAGCGAAACUGAAAUAUCCGAACUAAAAACUUUGGCGCAACCUCUGCACGAUGUUCGUGAAUGCAUUAAAAUUUUCCAAAAUGAGGAGCUAGAGCAAGUUUUAAGUUUGCCAACAAUAAGCAUGCCAUUAACCAGCGCUCAAGUCUUGCAGGAUAUUCAACCGUUUGUCUUAUCCAUCAAAGAGAGUCAUGCACUGGAGACACUGCAGUCUUUAGCAGAGGACGAGUCACUCGUACAACUUAAACAGUUUAUCCAGCCCAUACAAGAGUUGCAAAAUCUGUCAUUAUUCAAUGUGGAGCAGGUGCACUUGUCUCAAGCGGAUAGCAUUUCUAAACAGGAAAACGUCGAAAUGUUGAAAAGAUUCGCAAAACCUGUUUUGGAUAUAAGAGAAGCUUUACUACAAAUUCAAGAGGAAACACCACUAUCAACGCUAGAAGAAUGCGUGCCUUUAAAAGUAGUGAGAGAAAAGAUCGACGUCGUAUACCAUCUUUUGCAAUAUUGUGAGCAGGUCGACAUGAGUGGAGUGGAGAACGUUGUGGAUAUGUCCACACAAGCUGACAUCUCCGCACUAAAGUCUUGCAUUGAGCCACAAUCUGCAGAAGCGAAACUUGAGCUGCCAGCUGUAGUUGCACAAGAAAACGUGAAGUUUCUCGAUGUUAAAGAAAGCAUUUCAAAUAGCAUUAAGCAACUCGAAGCUUGUGCAACUGAUAUGAAACAAGUCAAUGUUCCAGAACUGCGCGAAGUAUUCGCUGUGAUAAUGGAACUCGGAAAUGAACUAGAAAGCAUGCAAAACGAGCUCUCUACAGCAUCCGAGCAGCAACAUAUGGCGGAGAGUCAAGCAAAGGUCGCCAAAGUGAUGUUUAAAUUAAAAGACUGUCUUGUCCAUACCUAUGAAGCCGGAGUGGAACAAUCGCUAGAACAUAUUGAAACAGCUUUUGCCGAUUUGUUACAAACAAUGCCAAUCUUAGAAAUUCAACUGGCUCAAGAGAUGUGUACCAAAAUGGAGUCUGCCAUUUUGGAGUUUAGCUCAAUAUGUAACAAAUCAGAAAGUUUAGUAGAACUGCGUAAGCUAAUCGAACCUCUCGAGCUGGUUUUAAAUAGCACCAAGGCUAUUAAUAAACUCCAGUUGAUAGAGGUCGAGAAGUCUACAAUGGUUGUGGCUAAUUUACAAUCACAUUUGAUGGCAGUCUUUAGAGCAGUUGAUCAGAUUAAUGAAAAAAUAGAGCUUGACGAAUGUAAAAGUAUUCUUAAACUGCAAAAUUCUGUUAUUUCUAUCACGGAAUUUAUCAGUACGAGCGAAAACACAUUGAGAGUAAUAGAACUCAUUCAGGAACUCGACUCUCUUAUGCCGCAACUAAACUCCGUAGUCAACGAAAUUAAUGCAGAAAAAAGCGAUAAAGGAAAGCAAGCCUUUUUAGAAGCACUUACUUUGAGCUUAACUUCGGGAAAGGCUUUUAUAGCAAGCGUUGACGUAGGAUUAAAAUCUAAAAAUCCUGUAUUCGUGAGACUGUCCGCAGAAAAUAGUUUGGACAUUCAAAAAGUGCGUGAUGCAUUAGUCCGCAUGGAAACUGAAAUUCUUCCAAAAAUGCAUUCCAAAAAUCCGUCAGCAGAAGAGGGUGCAUUGGUCGAUACCCUUCGACUUCACUUGAAAAACUUACAAGCUAAACUGGUUGUUAUAAAUAAUGAAACUGUUUCUUUACAAAGCGAGGUAAAGGAAUCUACAGAGGUUAUUGACGACGAGAUGAAAGAGGCCGUUAUUGAUGGUUUGGAAAGCAAGAAGUAUAAGCAACAAGAAGCAGUAAUCGCAGAACAGACUCAAACCGUAGUAAUAGAAGCUGAAGAGAAAAUUAUACCCAAAGAAUCGACCCAAAGCUCUGAAUCGGCAGUUAUUAGUUCGGAGCAAGCACCACAAGAAACUGAAACUGCUACAGCAACUAUCACUAAGAAGAACGAACAAUUAGAUUCAGAGAAACCUUCUCUACCAACUGAACCAUACUUACAAAAAACUGAGGAACUCAUUGAUGUCACAAUUGAGCUCACAAGGAAUUUGAAUACACAACAGUUGAGCAAAGCUACAACAGAAGUUUUCAGGUCUGUUGAAAUAACUUUAAGUGAGAUGAAGAAUUUGAUACAAACACAUCCGUCAAGUGCAAUCGAAGACCACCUUUUCCUUCCACUAUUCAAGUUGAAAGAUUUGAUUGCGUUUAUUAAGAAAUCACCUAUAGAUGAUAUUACGAAGAGCAUGGAGAUGCGUCAAGUCAUACAGAAUUCCAAUAAAGUCUUGCUAGAAAUAUUAAACGGGCAUCAAGGACUCCGAAGCGCAAUGAUUUCUGACAUUACUGAGGCUACUCUACCAUAUAUCGGUAGUAUUAUAUCUUUCAUAGCACAAGUAUUUCCUAAUGACAAAGAGUUAUGUGCGACUUCUAGUGCGCUCCAGCGAAUUUCUUCUGAAGUUGCUGUUAUUAAGAAGCAAAAUGCACCAAAUAUGGAUACUGGCUCGCGAUCUUAUCAAAAUCUUAAAUCGGCUAUAUUCGAUUUCCGAAACUCAUUUGAAUCUGUAUUCACCAAAACACAAAAUCCACCACUAUUAGAACAAAGAGAAGGCUUAGAUCGUCUAUGCAAAGCUAUAGACGAAGGCCUCAUUACUGAUGCUGUAGAGAUUCUGCAGGAGCUUGAGAUGAAGAAAGAGUUGUUUGUUUUAUUGUUGGAAGGGUUAAAACACAUAUCUCAAGAAUCGGCCACUUGUACUCUUGCAGACUUAAGAAAAGAAGAUGAACCAAAGCGUGACGAAGAUUCUGUAGUACAAGAAAUUAAAAAUGUCCUAGCGGUUCUUGGCGAAAAUGAAAAAUGGAAAGACACCGAAGAUGAAAUUAAAGAGGCACUACAAAACCCAACUGAUGAACGUUUUUCAAAACUUAUAUUUAAAAUGAGGGAGCACAUUGUCCACACUUAUGAGGGCGGUCCGCUUUCGUCGAACGAAAUCGAAAAACAGUUAGAAGAGAUCAUUGAUAAAUUGCUUGCUAAUAAUCCUGAAGCCACGCGAAAAUUGACUGAAGAAUAUUAUGCAAACAUAAAAGAUAAUAAAAAACAUAUAUGUGAGAAUAUUACUAAAAUUGAGAAUCUCGAGUUACGAAAUAAAGUAAGCGCACUAAAUCCGUACAUAGAAAGUAUAACCAUCACUAUUGAAGAAAUCAUGAAAUUGAAAUCUAAAAGUAAAUUCGGAAGGAAACUUGAUACAUUAAAAAAAUCUCUAAUAGACACCGUUGCAUUCUUAGAUGAACUCCAUAAAGUAAAAAGUGGAGAUGAGCACUUUAAUAUUGAGAAAGCCAAAAAUAUUGCAUUAAACGGGGUUGAUUAUAUAAAUAAUAAGGAAGAAGCUGCACAAUUGCCUAAAAUUCUUUUGGACACUUAUUUAUUAACAAAUAAUCUGCUUGAACUAUGCAUUAAGUUACAAUCAGCAGAUUAUCUUCCGUCAAAACAAAAGGAAGCAGGGAGCCCUGUUUCAAAAAUCGAAGAUGUUGAAGUACAGGAGGUUUCCCCAGAUGAUAAUGAGAAAAUAAUGCAAGAGCCCUGUGUAAUCGAAUCUGAAAUCGUAGCAUUAGUUACAGACUCUUCCGAAGCCUCUGAACUUGUGAGAUCCAUAGUUUUAGAGGCUGAAGCACCACAAACAGAGAUAGCUUCUAAAGAGCCUGAGGUGACCGAAUUAACUGGAACUGCAGAGUCUAUUAAACCAGAAAUAGAAGUGGAAACAAAUGCUCCUGCACUAAUUACUCCUGAAAAGUCUAUAUAUACAAUUGUGAAAGCUGAGGAGCCUCAGCAAGAGAUAGCUUCUAAGGAGUCUGAGGCGACUAAACUGACUGAAACUGCAAAAUCUAUUAAACAAAAAGCAGAAGUGGCUCCUGUACCACUAGCUCCAGAAGAACUUGCACUGACAGUUAUUGAAGCUGAGGUAUCUUCUCAGGAGCCUAAAGCGAUGAAACUGAAUGAAACCUCCGCAUCUGUUAAACUAGAAGAAGUAGUUGAACAAGCUCCACAAUCUGUCGAACCUGAAGCAGAAGUGGAAGCUAAGGCUCCUGUAUCAGAAAUUUCUGAAGAAUCUAAGCCAACAGUUAUUCAAGUUGAAGUGCCUCUACAAGAGGUCUUUUUAAAGGAGUCUGAGGCGGCUGAAAUUACUGAAAUCACAAAAUCUGUUACACCGGAAGCAGAAGUGGAAGCUAAGGCACCUGUAUCAGUAGUUUCUGAAGAAUCUACCACUACAGUUGUGCAAGCUGAAGUACCUCAACGAGAGGUAUCCUCUACGGAGUCUGAAACGACUGAAAAGACUGAAACCCCACAAUCUGUCGAACCUGAAGCAGAAGUGGAAGCUAAGACUCCUGUAUCAGAAUUUUCUGAAGAAUCUAAAUCAACAGUUAUGCAAGUUGACGUGCCUCUACAAGAGGUCUCUUUAAAGGAGUCUGAGGCGACUGAAAUUACUGAAAUCACAAAAUCUGUUACACCGGAAGCAGAAGUGGAAGCUAAGGCACCUGUUCCAGUAGUUUCUGAAGAGCCUACCACUACAGUUGUGCAAGUUGAAGUGCCUGAACAAAAUUUAUCUUCUAAGGAGCCAGAGGUGACCGAACUGACUGAAACCGCAAAAUCUGUUACAUUGGAAGCAGAAGUGGAAGCUAAGGCUACUGUAGCAAUAGUUUCUGAUGAACCUCAACCUGAAAUCAUGCAAGCUGAAGUGCUGCAACAAGAGGUACCUCCUAAGGAGCCUAAAGUGACUGAAACCCAAGAAUUUGUCAAGCCAGAAGCAGAAAUGGAAGCUAAGUCUCCGGAACCAGUAGUUUCGGAAAAACCUGUAUCAACAGUUUUGCAGGCUGACGUGCCUCUACAAGAGGUACCUUCUAAGGAACCAGAGACGUCCAAACUGACUGAAACCUCAGAAUCUGUUACACCGGAAGUAGAAGUGAAAGCUACGGCUCCUAUACCAGUAGUUUGUGAAGAACCUCAACCUGAAGUCAUCCAAGCUGAAGUGCUGCAACAAGAGGUACCUCCUAAGGAGCCUAAAGCGACUGAAACCCAAGAAUUUGUCAAGCCAGAAGCAGAAAUGGAAGCUAAGGCUCCUGAACCAGCAGUUUCUGAAGAACCUAUACCAACAGUUUUGCAGGCUGACGUUCCUCUACAAGAGGUAUCUUCUAAGGAACCAGAGACGUCCAAACUGACUGAAUCCUCAGAAUCUGUUACACCGGAAGUAGAAGUGAAAGCUACGGCUCUUAUACCAGUAGUUUGUGAAGAACCUCAACCUGAAGUCAUCCAAGCUGAAGUGCUGCAACAAGAGGUACCUCCUAAGGAGCCUAAAGCGACUGAAACACAAGAAUUUGUCAAGCAAGAAGCAGAAAUGGAAGCUAAGGCUCCUGAACCAGUAGUUUCUGAAGAACCUAUACCAACAGUUUUGCAGGCUGACGUUCCUCUACAAGAGGUAUCUUCUAAGGAACCAGAGACGUCCAAACUGACUGAAUCCUCAGAAUCUGUUACACCGGAAGUAGAAGUGGAAGCUACGGCUCCUAUACCAGUAGUUUAUGAAGAACCUCAACCUAAAGUUAUGCAAGCAGAAGUGCAAGCUAAUGCCUCUGUACCAGUAACUUCUGAAAAACCUACAACUACAGUUAUGCAAACGGAAGAGCCUCAGCUAGAGAUAUCUUCUAAGGGACCCGAAGCUAUUGAAUUGACUGAUACAGUAAAACUUUUUAAACCAGAAGCUGAAGUGAAAUCUGAGACUCCUGAAGAACCUUCACUUACAGUUAUGGAAGCUGAAAUGCCUAAACAAGAAGCUAGUCUUAAGGAGUCUAAGGGGACGAAAAGGAUUGAAACCCCUGAAUCCGUUAACCAAGAAUCAUCUGCUAUGGAGCCUGAGCCGACUGAACUGACUGAGGCAGUAAAAUCUGUUAAACCAGAAGCAGAAAUGGAAGCUAAGGCUCCUUUAUCAGUAAUUUCUGAAAAACCUUCACCUCAACAAGAUGAUUCUUUUAAAGAGCCUAAGGCUACUGAAAUGACUGAAACUUCAGAAUCCGUCAAGCCAGAAGCAGAGGUAGCUAAAGCACCUAUACCAAUAGUUUCUGAAGAACCUACACCUACAGCUAAGUCAGCUGAAGUUGUGUCUUCUAAGGCACCUGAAGCGACCGAAAUUACUGAAUCUUCAGAAGUAGCAGGAAAAUCUGAUUUCGAAAACCUAACGGAAACUGCAUCUACAUUCUUUGAUGAAAUUGUGAAAAAACCAGUCGACGAUAAGACUGUUGAUGAAAAGCCCAUUAAAGAUGGUACUGAAACUAUAGUUAAUAAAGAUUUAAUUCAACAAGUAAUGGUUGAACAGAAAGUUUCAGUACUUGAAGAACCCCUUAAUCCUAAUUUGUCAGGCUAUUGUGCGAAUAUUGUUGAAAAUGUUUACAUAAUUCGUCAGCUGUUUCAAGAAGAGACACAUUCCGUUUUCCUCAAAAAAAUACCACUGAUCGAUAAAGAUUUAGAAACUAUUACAACAAUUUCCGAAGCAGUUAAGAAGAUAAAUAAUAUGGAGAAGUCAUCUGAGAAAAUGGUAACACUUCAGAAAGUUUUAAUGAAUCUUUUCAUUACAUUUGAUGAUUUACAACAACAUAAAAUUGGUGAGAUAAAAAGUAAAAUGGAAGAAGUUAAAACCUUGGCACUUAGUGAAUAUGAAAAGAUCGAGAAGAGCACUGGUGUACUGGACUCUGAGAAUGUGUUAAUUAGUAUUUCUAGUUUAAUAAACUUACUUUUAAAUGUUUGCCAAGGCAUAGUAAAGGAGGAGAACAAAAAGCAUAAAAUUGGAGAUGUAAUUGAAACUAAAAUUGCUGAAGAAGUACCUCAUGAAAAACUAGAGGAAGCAAAACUAGAUCUUGAGAAAGCAGUUUUAAAAGAACUUGACAGUAAAGACCAGAUUUUGCAAGAAAGCAUAGCAAAUAAAAAGGAAGAUAGUAAUGAAAUUAUUCUUGAAACAAAACCAGCACCAGAUGCUGAAGAAAUCACUGCUAUCAGCAAUAAAGAUCCCCUUAAGAAAAGCAAAGUUGAAGUGCCUGAGGUACAGGAAGUACAGAUGGAAAUUGUUGACCAAGAGGAACUUUCAGAGGAACUGAGUAAAAACUUAGAGAAAUAUUUCGAAAAUAUUGUCAGCAAUGUUGAUAAUGUUUCAUUUAUAAUUGCUACACCACAACUGCAGGAAUCUUUCAGCAAAAUAGUCCCACUUAUACCCACAUUGCGCACGUUUGUUUUGGUUGCAGAGUGUUUGAAAUCCGUACAGUCCCUUGAAAAAUCAGCAGAGAGAAUUGUUACCCUUCAAAAGUCUUUAAUGGACACCUUCGUUACAUUUGACGAUCUUCACGAAAUAGCAACAAAAGAUUUGAAGCCAAAGCUGGAGGCAGUGAAAACGACCGCCUUGCAAUUAUACGAUAAUAUUGAAAAUGCAACAAAAUAUGUUGAAUCUGAAGGGGCGUUAAAACAUUUAAAUAAAUUGUCUAAUAAUAUCCUAGAAGUAGCCAAGGCACUGGAGACAGCGCUUCAACAAAAUAAAGAAAAGUUGACAGAAAAUAUUCUGGAGGCAGUACGUGGUACUGAAAUACAGAUCGAUCGAGUAGAAUCCACAGAGGCAACGAUUGAUAAAAAUAUUGCAAUAGAUGAACAACCUGAAACGAAGCUGUCAAUGGAAGCAAAAAUAACAGAGAGGAAGCCUGAAGAGGAAGCAGAAAAAGAAGCGGAUGUGACUUUGGGAAUUGAACCGAAAGACAAUAAAAAUACUACUGAAUUACUACUCAAGCACGCAACAGAGUCCGACAUGGACAAGUCGUUGCCUACAGUAGUUGUGUCCCAAAAAGAACCGGAUGAUGAGAAGCCACAAGAAAAGCAGGCCGAAGAUGAUGAUCUUUCUAAAAAUUAUAGUUUAGAAAAUAAACUAAUUGAGGUAAAGAAGAAAAAAACUGAGGAAAAGUCAGAAGCAAAAUUGGAAGAAAAGUCAAUAAUAGAAGUUUCCACGAAUAAACCUCAAAAUAUAAAGCUGGAAGAAAAAAUUGCGGUCGAGGAAGGUGAUAAGAAACCUUUUGUCGACGACGAGAAGAAAAUUGUAUAUUCCAAACUGGAAGAACUUUUUAAGAAUAUUACCCGAAACGUUAAGAGUUUAGAAGAACAAACUGAAGUGGCAACUCAUCCGUUACUUAGCAGGGGACUGACAUCUCUCAAACCCAACCUUGGAAACUUUGUUAACGUUUCACAAACGAUUAAAAGUAUUGAGCAUGUUGAGAAAUCUUCAAAGGAUAUAGUAGCUUUACAAAAUGUUUUAAUGAAUAUUUUUGUAACAUUUGAUGAUUUACAUGACUUAAAAGUCAAGGAUAUAAAAUGUAAAAUCGAAGGUGUUAAAGUGAAUGCCUUAGCUGUAUAUGAUUUCAUAGAAAAUAGUCAAAAUCACAUAAAUUCUGAAGACAUUUUGCAAAAUAUAUCGGAUUUGGUUACGAAAAUAUUGAACACGUGCUCUGAGCUUCGCAAAGAAACAGAAGAAGAAAGUAUAGAAAGAUCUGAAGUUUCCACUAAGGAAGGUUUGAUAAUUAAAGGAGAGCAAAAAUCAGCAGCAGAAAUAGAACCCGAUAUAAUAGCUGAACACAAAAUCAAAGAAGAGUCAACAAAGGCUUCGAAGACCGAAACCGAAGUCCCGGUAAACCCGGAUUUGCUGCAAUACUUUAACCAGAUUGUCGAAUAUGUCGAGAGUACAUCUAUCAAAGCCAAUAGUAUAGACGACUAUCAUUUCCGAUCGAAGAUGUCAUCAUCAAACUCAACUCUUGAAAGCAUUGUUUCAUGUGCGGAAUACAUAAAGAAAACGAACACUGUUUCAAAAUCGAAGGAGAAAGUUGUUACUCUCCAAAAGAAUCUAAUGGACAUUUUCAUUCUUUGUGAUGACCUACAGACCGUUAAAGAUAUGACACUGAAUAAAGAUUUUGAAAAGAUUAAGGAUUUAGCAUUAAACGAGCACAACGUAAUUGAUAAGUGUGUAGAUGUGAUUAAUUCCCAAAAAAUUUUGAAAGAUACUGUUCAACUUUGUCAAGAGAUCCACAGUGUUUGUGAAAAAAUUGCUCAAUAUGUGAAUGCUUCGAGUGUUUUAAAAGAAGAAACAGAAAGUGAUGAAAACAAAAAAAUGGGUGAAGAAACUUUGAAAGGUGCAAACAAGGAUAUUGAUUCAGUCCAAGAAAUGACCGACAAGAAUGAAGAAAAAUCAAAAGAAGAGAAAACAGAGGCUAUCGUGGACUGUACAAAGAUAAAGCCUUUCGAAAAAUCAACUGAAAAGCUGCCUGAAGAGAUAUUGAAGAAAGAAGAGGAAUCAAAUAUUAAAAAGAAAACGAAGAGUGCGAAAAAAGACAAAAUAUCUGAAGAAAUGAAAGAGAAGGAGAAGUCUUCCCAUGAAACUCAACAAAGUGGAGAUAAACCGAAAAAGGAAAGUGAACGGGAGAUCACAGACGAAGAGAUGAGGGAUGUGAAAGAGUCGCCCGAAAAACUCAUGGUUGAAGAAAAGAAGAAGAUAGACGAGAAGUCCAACGUUAUGGUCAAAAAACCAGACUCCGUAGAAAUACCCCAGAAGAAGGCUUCUGAAGAAGCUAAAGAAUUAGAAGAAAUACAGUCAAAAGAUGUCAAGAAACUAGAACCUUCAGAUACAUCUAUUGAUACAUUUUCUGAAAAAGUUAAAAAAAUAGAAGAAAAGCCAGUUGAAGGAAAGAAAAAAAGAGAUGAUAAAAAUUCUGGAAAUCUCGAUGUGACUAACGAUAAGUUAGAAACUACGGUAAGACCUACCGAGAAGCCUUUUGAUCAAAUUAAACAGGUAGAAGAAAAACCAAAAGACGAAGAGUCGAAGAAGGAAGUUGUGGAUGAAGAGAAAAAAGAUGACUCGAGAGCAUAUCAAGAACUCAAAGUUGACGAAUGCAUUGCAGAACCUAUUGAAGGAGUUAAAGAUGUCGAAGAAAAGAUUAAAAAGGAAAAGAAAACGAAGAAAAUAGACAAACAGAAAAAUAAUGACGAAAAAGAUGUCGGUGAACUUGAAGUUGUUGAUGCAAAGCUUGAGCCUACGGAAGAACUUGAGCAAACUACUAAGAAAAUUAAAGAAACAGAACAAAAAUCAAAAAAAGAAAGGACGAAGAAGAGCGUGGACGAACACCAUAAGAAUGAUGACAAACAAACAAUGGAUCUCAAGAUUGCCGAAAAAGAACUGGAGCCCGGAAAAAAACCGGUUGAAAAGAAUUCUGAGGAAUUAAAACAACUAGAUGAGAAACUAAUGGCGGAAAAUAACAAAGGAGAAGAGCAAAUUUCUGCAGAGCUCCAGGUUAAAGAGAAAAAGUCACAGCCUGAGGAAACACCUAUAGAGAAGCCUCUGGCGGAAAUUAAGCCUUUAGAAGAAAAACCAAAAGACAAAGAGAGGAAAGAUAUUGAUGCUGACGAAGAAAAGAAAGAUAACGAUAAACAAAAAGAACCUACAGAAAAGCCUUCUUCAAAUCUUGCUGAAGAACUUAGUCAGGUAAAAGAUGAAGAGAAUAAUGCUAAAGCCAAACAAAAUGAAAAAAGUGUAAAGGAAGAUGCCGAUGAAGUAAAAGAUAUCAAACAAAAAUCUAAGGACCCCAAAACUGUUGACAAAAGACAAGAGUCUGAAGAAACUAAAAAGGGAGAAGAAAAGCAAAAAACAAAGAGGAUCAAAAGCGUUGGGGAAGAAAAGAAAUUUGACGAUAACAAAUCGGAAGAUCUGAAAGUUGAUAGUGAAAAAGCAGUACUUGCCGAACCAAUUGAGGUGUCUAGUAGUGACCGUCAAGAAAUUGAAGAAAAAACAAAGGACAUAAAUAAAAAAGAUAAAAAUGAAUUGACGGGGGAGGAAGUGCUAAAAUCCGAACAACUCAAAGUUGUUGACGGCAAAUCAGAGUCUGAAGAAAAAAACGCUGAGAAGGAUAAUAAACAGACAGAUGAAAAACCCAAGAAACAAAGGAGAAAGAAAAGUUCGGACGAUGAAAAGAAAGAUCACGACAAAAAGUCUAAGGAACUCCAGGUCCUUCAGAAAGGAGUUGACGAUAAAAAGUAUGAAGAAGUCAAAGUGGAUACUGAAAAUUCAGUACCUGUUGAAGAAAAAGACGAGAAAAAACAAGAUACUGUUGAAGUGACGGCGAAGGGAGAGAAGAAGUCGGAUGUACCAGGGAUUAUUGAUAACAAAUCAGACGAAAAACCAAAGAAACAAAAGAGAAAGAAGAGUCCAGAUGAUGAAAAGAAAGAUAACGAUAAAAAUUCUAAAGAACUCAAGGUUCUUGCUAAAGUAUCAGAACCUUCUAAAGAGUCUGCUGAUAAACUUUCUGAAGAAAUUAAAAAUAUAGAAGAACAAUCAGAGAAAGAAAAGGCGAACAACAAUAAAGAUUUCAAGCUAGUUGAUGAAAACAAAGACCACAUUAAAACACCAAUUACGAAGUCUUCCGAGGAAAUUAAUCAGAAAAUCAACAAACCGAAAAUAGUAAACGAAAAGAGUGAUGAAGUUAAAAAAUCUGAAGAAAAAUUGGUUGCAAAAACACACCCGGAGUCUGUCGAGAAGACCUUAGAUGUAACAGAUAUGGCAAUAUCCUCAGCAACAGAUAAACGUCUCAGAAAGGAAGUGGCUGAUGCCGACAUGAAACAGGUUGAUCAAUCAAAAACGCGAGUAGAUAACUCCCGCAAUGCGGAAUAUAAGGAUAAACGGGAAUCUCGUAGCGCUAGACGUGCGCCAAAUGUUGACCUAAAACUGACCAAUAGAAACUCACCAGUGGGAAGCGAUAUUAAGCUUACAUGCAGUGUCUCCGGUGCUGAACUGAAAAUCGACUGGUAUAGGGAUAAAACAUUCAUAGAGAACGACAACAAAUAUCACAAAACCUUCAACGAUGGGCUGUCUUGUUUGGAAAUCAAAGCCGUUGACGCCGGCGAUGCGGGCGUUUACCGAUGCGUGGCCACCAAUCGCAAUGGAGAAGUGGAAACAAGCUGCCUUGUGACUGUUUACGAUGUACCGACAACUAAAUUUGGCACCACGCCAAUAUUUACGCGUAACAUAAGAGAUUCAUACCACAAAGAUCGAAAUGAGAUUACGCUCGAAUGUAAGGUAUCCGGAAAUCCCAAACCUCAAAUAUAUUGGCAAAAGGACAAUACUUUGUUGCCAUUGGGCAAUGAGAAGUACAAGUAUGUGGAGUUAGGCGACGGUGUCAUACAAUUAUUAAUCACAGAGCCGGUUAAGGCUGAUACCGGUCUAUAUACGUGCUAUGCAGAGAAUGACAGUGGACAAAUGAAGAUAAGCAAAUUUUUGGAUAUAUCCGAUUAUGUGCAAAAAUUAACGCAAAAGCGAACUCUGCAAAAGGUCAUACAAGAACAGGAGCCGACUGCUGCAACCCACCAAAACGAGCGUGAAACCAGUGCGCAGCUCAAGUCCAAGGUAAAGGAUGAGAAGCUUAAAUUGACCGCUGAAACGAGAAUGAAGCCAAUGUCGAUAGCUGAGGGCAAUAAGGUGCAGCUCAUAUUUUAUGUGAGUGGUUACAUCGAGGAAGUUUAUUGGUUGCGUGGUGAGGAACGCGUGACGAAGGACGCACGACACAAAAUGUAUAAUAUCAACGGCGCCAUCAGUUUGGAGAUACACAACGCCAGAGCCGACGAUACGGGCACGUACAAGUGUGUGGUGCGCAAUAACAAAAACACCAUUGAAAGCUGUGAUUUGACGGUCUACGAGCAAACAACCGGCAAACUGCCCAGCAGUUUUGCGGACAAUAUCAAAGAAUCUUAUGAUGCAAAUCGCAACGAAAUCACACUCAGCUGUCAAGUGCACGGUCGACCGAAUGUAACGUGGCUUCGCGAUGAUCAUAGUAUUUCCAACAAUCGCUACAAGUCCACUGAAGAAGUAGGUGGUAUACGCAAACUGAUAAUACGCAAUCCGAUCCCGUCGGACUGUGGCAUCUUUGCUUGCUUCGCCGAAACUAAUGAACACAUCCAUGCUAUUAGUAAAUCCAUACGCACCGGUGAUCUUAAACAGUUGAUGACUGCGAGUGUAGAUGUUACCACUAACGGUGAAUAUGUAUCACAUAUGAGACGCUCAUCACAGACGCCAUAUGAAACGAUGACAAGUAACGGUGAAACAUCAUCUCACUUUACUACAGAAGAAGUUAUCAAACGCAGUCGAGAGCGACGCCCAUUGGGUAUGAUAUCACAGAGCAAACCAUUAUUCAGCACCCUAUUACACGAUCGGACAGUAGCUGAGGGUUCUAGCAUACGACUGAGCUGUAAUGUAGUGUGUGAUGGGGACACACGUAUUGAGUGGUUGAAGAAUCAUCGUCCACUCCCUAAUGACGGUCAAUAUCUGACCAUGUUCCGUAAUGGUAUUGCCUCGUUGGAUAUUUCUGCAACGAGCGUUGAAGACAGCGGAAACUACACUUGCCGUGCCAUCAACGACUAUGGUGAAACAUUCACCCACGCACAGCUGAGAGUCUACAAACAUUACGAGAACGCAGUACAACCUUCCGCUUUUGUACAAUCCAUCAGAGACACUUACUCCAUCAAUGAGAAUACAUUGGUGUUGGAUUGUCGUGUACGUGGUAAACCUCGCCCUGAUAUCCAAUGGAUGAAGGGUUCGGAUCUGCUUAACGAAGAUGACCGUUAUAACAUUGUUAACUCUGCUGAUGGCUAUACUAAAUUGACAAUUAAUAAUCCAACGGAAAAGGAUUCCGGUCUUUAUGCUUGCGUAGCCCGCAACGAGGCAGCUGAAAACAAAAUUACUCACCAAGUCGAUUUUGUGGGACGCGAACGGUUCGCGCUUGAAAAGACACACGGUUACUUCCACCGUGACCCCAAUAAGCCACACUUUGUGGUGCCGUUGAGCAACCAAACAGUGAGUCCCGGCGGAACGGUUGCUAUUUCUGCAGAAUUCAUGAAAUCGUCUACGCCAUUGGAAGUACAAUGGUUACGCAAUCGUCAAACUGUCGCCGGCCAACCAGGCAUAAAAACCUUCAUGGAAGGUGGUGUAUACACAUUAGCCAUAUUGAAUGCACAACCCGAAUUGGAGGGCACUUACACAUGCCGCGCUUCGAAUGCUUUCGGACGCAUUGAAUCGCACGUAAGUGUCGAUGUUGCUGCCGGUGCCCCGAAAAAUGAACGGCCACCGCUCUUCUUAUCGCGACCAGAGCCCGAGAUGAAAAUAUUAGUGGGCGAUCCAUUCUCCAUUUCGUUCCGUAUUGCGGGCGAACCGAAACCUAAAUUGACCUUCUUGAAAGGCACCAAAGAUAUUACCAAAUCCGAUAGAGUCAGUAAGGAAGUGUCGGAUGAUUACACCAGAUUCACGGUGCAAAGCUCACAAAUCGCUGACUCGGGUACAUACUUCGUCGUUGCGCGUAAUAACUUCGGCACAGAUCGUGUAUUUGUAACCGUUGCGGUAAUGCCACGCGCACGCUCCGAAACACCAACAACGCCACGCUGGGGGCAGCGACUCGAAAGUUUCCCUGACAUUUCUUAUUUCAGAGAUCCUCCAGGUCCGAUCUCCACGGAACCUUUGGUUGUCGAUUCCGGACCGUCACACAUCUCCCUCUCAUGGGGUAAGCCAGCGCGAGACAAUUCUGCGCCCGUUAUUGCCUAUCGCAUUGAUGCUUGGGUUGUUGGCCACGAAGGUGGUGCUAUGUGGAAGGAAUUGGGUCUGACACCUAUAAAUUCGUUUGAUGCGUUUAAUUUGAAGCCCAAUAUUGAAUAUCACUUCCGUGUAACGCCGAAAAAUCGUUACGGUUGGGGUCCGUCGGUGCAGACAAGCAGUCCACUUCAGGUGGGAGGCGCUGAAUGCUUGCCCGAGUUCGUUAAAAUACUACCUGGCCAGUUGAAGGCUUUACUGGGCACACAACUUAUAUUCGAAUGUACGGUGCGUGGCGCGCCACGUCCACAAAUAGACUGGUAUAAGGAUGGCAUGCAUAUUAGUCCACUAGCCGAACGUAUCAGAAUUCGUCAAAUUGGUUCAACUUGCACGCUGAUCAUUGCUCCAGUUUCUGAGUUGGAUGCAGGUCGUUACACUUGCGAAGCAACUAACUCCAAGGGCAGAGUAUCGACUUUUGCGCGCUUACAAAUCGUCACCGAUCCUCGACUAUAUGAAGCCGAUACUAAACUGAAGCAAAUCGUUCAUUCCGCCGAUGUUGCUCAUGCUGGUGACACUUUACCAAUAUUCACGAUGCGCCUGCGAGAUCGACGGGUGCAAAUGACCUAUCCUGUGCGUUUGACUUGCCAGGUUAUGGGUCAUCCAAGCCCAGAAAUAAUGUGGUACAAAGACGACCAGCAAAUUGUAGAAAAUCGUCGUUGUCUUAUCACGAGCGAUGGCCAGUUUCAUACACUUGAAUUGGCUAGCACCGUACUAGAUGAUAGUGGAAUUUAUACUUGCACCGCUAAAAAUGAACUUGGUUCGGUAUCAUGCCACUGUUCGCUUGUCGUCGAUAAAGGUAUACGCGCAUACAUAUCGCCCGAGUUUUACAUGCCGCUAGACCCCUUGUAUAUAUAUCAAGAGGGACAAGAAAUACGCCUCGCCGCUAAAGUAGAAGCCUAUCCAACCGUGGGAGUUUCAUGGCAUCGUAAUGGCGUACGAUUGCGUCCAAGCAGACGCAUAAGUGCCACUCUGGAUUCUAACGGUUUUGUUGAAUUAAUAAUUGCCAACGCAACCAUACACGACGCUGGCAUUUAUGUUUGUGUCGCUUCAAAUGCUGUUGGCAAAGUAGAAAGUAGCUGUCGCGUGGUGAUAGAGGAGCUCGAUGAAGAUCAACAACAGCAAAAGCAACGCAGUAGCAGCCAGAUACCGACUAUUGUAAAAAGUGAUUUACCGUACUCCAAGGAACCCAUGUUUGUUGUCAAACCACGUUCUAGUGAGGCCUAUGAAGGUGACACCGUAAUAAUAUUCUGUGAGGUUGUCGGCGAUCCAAAGCCUGAAGUUGUAUGGCUGCGCGAUUUCUUGAAUCCGGAAUACUAUAAGGACGCACCACACUUCCGACCUAUAGGUGACGGUCCGGAAUACCGCCUGGAAAUACCUAGCGCCAAGCUGGACUUCACCGGCACUUACUCUGUUAUAGCGAGCAAUUGUAAUGGUGAGGCAAAGGCUGUCAUCUCAUUGCAAAUUUUCGCUAAAGAUAUCCUCAACAAUUCGCAAAUGGAGAAAGGGUCUAUUCGACACGGCAACGUGGAAACCUUCCCGCGCUUCAUCCGUCAUCUGCGUGACUUACGUUGCUGUGACGGUGAUGCCAUCACUUUGGAAUGCCAUGUUGAGGCACUCCCGGAACCGGUAAUCAUAUGGGAGAAGGAUGGACGUGUGCUACCGAGUGGCAAAGAUUUCACAAUGUCCUACGACGGCAUCAAGGCUACACUGAGCAUACCACGCAUUUAUCCAGAGGAUGAAGGCGAAUACACAUGCGUCGCAAAGAAUAAUCUUGGCCGCACACUAUCCUCGGCUUGUAUUAUUGUCGAUGUGCCUGAGGAAAAGGAGAAUAUGUUAAAUCGUCAGCUGUCCCGUCCCAGCGGUUUACUCUCGGCAAACUCAACACCACGUUCAACACCGCGCUCCACACCCAACCGUUGCUUUUCGCCUCGUCGUCUCUCUUACCGUUCGUCGCAAAUCGAUCUGAGUGAUGGUCGCAUAGGCAGCUAUCGACGCGCAAUGUUGGACACUCGUACUUUGGCUGCGCCGAAAUUCCUAGCCAUUCCUCACAGUCGUGUCGUCGAGGAGGGUGACAAUGUUCGUUUCCAAUGCGCGAUUACCGGUCACCCAACGCCUUGGUCGACAUGGGACAAAGAGGGUAUGAUUGUUACGCCUACUGCCCGGAUCGCUGUGAAGGAGGUGGAUGAUUUGCGUUUCCUGGAGAUCGACGAAGUCACUUUCGAUGAUGCUGGUCUGUAUCGUAUCACCUUGGAGAAUGACUUUGGACGCAUUGAAGCCACAGCGCGUUUGGAUGUAAUUAGCCGCUCGCGGUACUCACGUUCUCCUUCCGUGCGUAGUGUUCGUGCAAGUUCUUCGAAACGCAAUGCACACCUACGUAGACGUAUCAUGGGACCAUCGACGGCUAUAGGUGGUCGCAUGGCGUUGGCUACUGGCUAUCGCGGCUCUUCGGUGCCAUCCUGUAAAUUUUACCAUAACGGCACUGAGCUGGACGAAGAUGAUGAACGUGUGCAGAUUGUGGUGAAUGAACACGAAGCACUGCUUUGCAUUGACAAUGUGACGGAGGAAGACGAGGGUCUGUACACUUGCAUCAUUCAGUGUGAUAAUGAACCGUUGCUCACAAGCACUUGGGUGAAAUUCGAAGCAACAGAAAGUGAUGCAUUAACAGCACGUCUUUCAAAACCGUGCAUUUCGCGAGCCCUCCCCGCCAAAGUAGAAGCUCACGAACGCGAGACUGUUGACUUGCGCUUCGAGUUGGAUUGCCAUGAACCAUACACUUAUACGUGGACGCGUAACGGUGAAGUGUUGGUCGAUGAUGAUGAUUUUAACCAAAUCGACCAUGGCAACGGUGUACUCUGUCUGCGCAUAAACGACGUUUUCGAUUUAGACUCCGGAGAAUACACGUGUGAGGUACGCACUGCCAGCGGCCUGACCUGCAGCACUGCCUGUCAGCUGAGCGUCGACGAAACCGACGAUGUUGUCGAGUCUGCGCCAAUACUGUUGAAAUCGCCGCUGCCGGCACUAACGAAUGCCGGUGCAGACGAAGUGGUGUUUUGUGCGCAUGUUCAUCCACCUGAAGCCAGCGUACAAUGGUUCGUCGCCGGUCGUGAAAUCGUUUCCGACUAUGUAGAUGAAGAAAACGCCAAUGACUCACUCGUUGGGGAAAUAACAAAGCAGUUUGGCUCGGCGCGUGUCGCCAAUGAAUCGGACGGUGUCCGCAUACUACGCAUACGGAACGUCCAGCCGCAUCACUGCGGCGAAGUGCAAUUGAGUGUCACACAUUGCGGUAAGUCCAGUUCGACACUGCGCGCCUACACCAGUCUGGUUGUGCUGCCAGGACCUACGUCGCUCCAGGGCGAUUCUACAGAAACCACAAGUGCCGCUGAUAAGGCUAUUGAAGCGCUGAACGGUUCCGAGCUGCCAGAAGUACCUGCUUGCAUUUUAGAGGGUCCACAGGAUUGCACUGCUCACAUUGGUGGUAGCGUUAAGUUGAGCGUCUGCUACGAGGCUGUACCGCGUGCACAAGUCUGCUGGUACAAAGGGUGCCGUCCGAUCGUCGAGCAGCACAACAUUUCCAUACGCAGCAGCGCUAAGCGUUCGACGCUGCUCAUAACUGAGAUUGCGGCAGAUGAUAGUGGCAAGUACACGGUGGAGAUCAUGAACGCGUUGGGCAGCGAUGCAGCGGCGGCUUCGGUGGCGGUGGAGGGUCCGCCAGAUGCGCCCAGCGGCAAGCCCAGCAUCUCACAAGGUCCCGAUCGCAUUGCGGUCGCUUGGUGCGGCCCACCCUACGAUGGCGGCUGCAUGAUUACCGGCUUUAUCAUUGAAAUGCAGCAGGUGCCUGCCGAACCGAAUGAUGAGACUGACGAUUUGGCUGGUGGCGAAAGCGGUUGGCACGAAAUCGCUACCGUUGUGGACUCAUUAGCGUACACGGUUAAGAAUUUGACACCGAGCGCCGCAUAUCGAUUUCGAGUGCGCGCCAAAAAUGUACAUGGCUGCAGCACACCCAGUUUGCCCAGCGAUCCGGUUGAGUUACAAGCCCAAGAAAUCCCAACAGAAGAUUUUCACCGACCGAUCUCCGUUAAGUCAGGUGGCGAUUUCAAAAGUCGCUUCGAAAUACUCGAGGAAUUGGGCAAGGGUCGCUUCGGAAUCGUUUAUCGGGUGCAGGAGCGUGAAGAUUCAAAACAAAUUCUUGCUGCUAAGGUGAUUAAAUGCAUUAAAGCGCAAGAUCGACAAAAAGUAAUGGAAGAGAUCUCCAUUAUGAAAUCAUUACAACAUCCGAAAUUGCUGCAGCUCGCCGCUUCAUUUGAGAGUGCUCGCGAAAUUGUUAUGGUGAUGGAGUACAUCACUGGCGGUGAGCUGUUCGAACGCGUCGUAGCGGACGAUUUUACGCUGACCGAACGCGAUUGCAUACUCUUUCUGCGACAGGUGUGCGAAGGUGUCGCCUACAUGCACACGCAAUCAAUCGUGCACUUGGACCUCAAGCCGGAGAACAUUAUGUGCCAUACACGCACCAGCCAUCAAAUCAAGAUCAUCGAUUUUGGGUUGGCGCAACGUUUAAAUAAGAAUACACCGGUGCGCGUGCUCUUCGGAACACCCGAAUUCAUACCACCCGAAAUAAUUAGUUACGAGCCAAUCGGCUUUCAGUCGGAUAUGUGGAGCGUGGGCGUCAUUUGUUAUGUGCUUUUAUCUGGCUUAUCGCCAUUCAUGGGUGAUACUGAUGUUGAUACUUUUUCAAAUAUUACACGCGCUGACUAUGAUUUCGAUGACGAAGCAUUCGAUUGCGUUUCCCAGGAGGCAAAGGACUUCAUAUCGAAUUUAUUGGUGCAUCGCAAAGAAAAUCGCUUGACAGCCAAACAAUGCUUGGAGUCGAAGUGGCUGACUCAGGAACAUGAUGAGAACCUCAGUAAUAAAAUCUGCACAGAUAAACUAAAGAAGUUUAUUAUACGACGCAAGUGGCAGAAAACCGGCAAUGCUAUACGCGCCUUGGGCCGCAUGGCCACGCUUUCCGCUUCCAGACGCAACUCGGCCGUUUCCGGCGCCGGCAGUUUGCCUAACAGUCCACGACCAUCCAUAUCCGGCAUUCAUCAUAUGUUUAGUCCGAAUACCACCGUGCAGAUGGGUUCGCUGCACGAAGAAGAUGACGACUUCAGCAUUGAGCUGCCGAAUCAGACAACGCUGGAACAACAGCGACGCAUUCAAAAGACGCUGAAAGUGCGCGACAAAUCACAAUGCAGCGAGCGCAGCGAUUCCGGUUACAGCGAGUGCUCCAAUUGCAGUGUGGGUGGAAAUAUGCCAUGUCAUUGCGCUGGCGCGUCUGCCGUGCAGGUCAUAGUGCAGCACAGCGCUUUGGAUGAUUUACACGCGACAAAUGCAGAAGCGGCGCUGUCGCUGGGCGUACCGCACGAUGUGCUCAAGACGAAAUUGGAGGAAAUCGCGCAACAUGAGAAUUUGGCGUUGCCGCAUUUUGACGAAAAAUGCAAUGAAUCCAUAAGCGUUUUAGAGCAACACAUACGGCAAGUAAGUCUACAGUCAUCCGACGGAGUGACGGCCGGGAAAGAUAACGGAGAGCAUAGUGAGUCCAUGCGAGUGCGGCAAGAGGAUGAGAUUUCUGAUCAAGCGAAUGUAACCUUAUCGCUUGCAGUGCCACUCACAUCGCCGACGCAAGUUGCGCCAUCAGAGCCAACAACAGUGUUGGCAUCACCACCACAUCGCGAACCCAUAAUGCGCUCGGAUUUCACUAAUACCAUAAAGAUGCGUAAGAAAUCGUUGGAGAACAAUGCGUUGCGAGAGAAGGCCAAGCAACAGCCUAAACCGAUUCUCGAAGCGGCUGGAAAAGUCUCACAGCUGAAGCAUAAGUUCAAUUUGGCCUCCAGCGCCGAUGAUGCCAAAUGUGUUAACGCUAAAUUGCUGGUACCCAGACAAACUUCACCACUACAUAAGAGGGAUCACAACAAAGAUGUUUUCGCCGAUAAACGCUUCGCCUGCGCUAACCAAACAAACGCUACAAGUGCCACAACGAAAUCAACGAAUUCAACACUACAACAGCAGCAACAACAAAAGCAUCAGCAAAAACAAUGCUCCUCCAUGCCCAACUCCCCGCUGCUUGGACGCUCAACAGCGGCGCUUCGGCUAAGCGGACGCGUCCGUGAGGCAACCGAGCGCUUGUCUCAACAACAAACCGUCGCUACCAGCGCGCGACGCAUGGAGGCACGACGUUAGACAGCAGCAGCAGUGACAGCAACGGUUUAAACAAAGGCGCGACGCUAAAUGCCAAAUAAAUCAGCGCAAACCGGUUGAGACGCACGUGCGGGAAGGCAAACACAAAUCACUUUCAAAUACAGUUUACGGUUAUGGAUUAUACGCGUCACGUAUGAUAGCAAUAACAGUAAAACGUGACGUCGCUAAUCCGUAUUUGCGUUGUUGUUGCCGCCGCGUUAUCCUCCAGGCUCCUCACUUUGAUGAAUUUGUUAACAAAUACAAGUUAUUAUUGUUAAGUAUUUUAUUUCCCAACAAUCUCAUACCUGUUUUGUUACAUUUUUAUAAGUUUUUGCUAUUACUGCACUUGAACUACGCGCAGCAUCCACAAUUCAACUAAACCUACCCACACUCGAAUAAGCCUACAUACAUACAUAUAUUAAUGCAUAGCUUAUGAUUCAUGCAAGUACGUGCAUCCCUUGCGUACGCACAAUUACUUACAUAAUCAAAAGUGAGAAUUAAGUAAUUUAAAAGCAACGAUUAUAUCUGCUAAACGAAUAUAUUGGCCGAAUGAAUGGCCUACCCACUCACACGCAUACAAAUAUACGUCCAAGUAAUCAGAGAGAAUACAUCACCUUUGAUAGUACUUACAUUUCGAACGCCUUGGCUUGUAAUUGCCCCUGUUAUAAAUGGAAACAAAUUAUACAUACAUAUAUACUUACAUACGUGUAUAUGUGAAUCCCCACUAAGGAUAAUUGUUCUAAAAUAUAUUGUAAUUAUGCAUUAUUUACCAUUACAUUGUUAAUGAAUAGAGAUUAAUUGUUUAAAAUUACAUAAUUAUAUACAUAUCUAUACUGACUACAUACAAGUAAAUUAAUACUUAUAAAAAUAAUAAAUUAUAUCUGCAAUGUUCUUACAUUUUGAUUGUAUCAAAUCGCCGAGUUGUCUACCAUAAAUAAAACGUUGAAGCUCAAUGUGUUGGUUUUAUAUGCUACUGUGAGCAAAAAAUA